Messenger RNA from Prorocentrum cordatum, 564 nucleotides. The record is from the annotation of a GenBank genome assembly. Lineage: Eukaryota; Dinophyceae; Prorocentrales; Prorocentraceae.
AUGCCCGGCGCGGCCUGCGCCCCGGACGAGUUCACGCACUGCGCGCUCAUCGGAGCACUGGGCGCCGCCGCCGAGCCAGACGAGGCGGAGCGGCACCUGCGCGCCGUGCUGCGCGGCGCGUUCCCGGCGGCCGUGAGUCCCCGCAGCCGACAGGUCGCCUUCCACGCGGCGAUGAAGGCGCGGGCCAGGACCGGCGACCACGCGCGAACGAGGGAGCUGUUGGCGCUCAUGGAGCUGUCGGGCGUCGAGCCGAACCUGUUGCACUUCAACGCCCUGCUGACCUCGUGCGCCCCGCUCGCACUCGCGGGGCACGCGCGGGACGUGUUCGGCGAGAUGUUGGCGCGCCGCAUCACUCCUGAUAUCGCCAGCUGGACGGUGCUCGUGAGCUGCCACAGGCGAGAGUACCAGCGGUGCGCGGAGAUCGUAUCCCAGAUGCGGAGCAGCAGCGUGGAGCCCGGCGCCCGCGCCCUCGGCGAGCUGCGCCGGGCGGCCUUGCUGGCCGGGGCGCCGCCCAGGGCGCGCGCGCCGCGCGGGCCGGGCGGCGCCGCGGCGCCGGGCGGCUGA